Triticum aestivum (bread wheat) is the source of this 2448-nucleotide messenger RNA. RefSeq names its product DNA-binding protein SMUBP-2. The record is from RefSeq and is a predicted model, not a curated record. Lineage: Eukaryota; Viridiplantae; Streptophyta; Magnoliopsida; Poales; Poaceae. Gene Ontology annotation, molecular function: RNA binding; 5'-3' DNA helicase activity; ATP binding. Bases 102 to 2156 code for a protein of 684 amino acids. The transcript has 14 exons.
AGGUGGACCGAGCCCACGCGCCUUCGCUUCUCUCUCUUUUCCUCUUGCUGUGGGACCGGAGGCGGCUAGGCCUGGGCGGAGUCAUCCGAGGAGCGGCGGCCAUGGAGGAGCGGAGAGGAGGCGGCGGCGGGGGGCGGGGCUCCGGCAAGGGGCCGGCGGCGGGGAAGAUGAUGUCGCUCAACGAGUUCGUCUCCUCCAUGGCGCCCCUCAUCGACCUGGAGAAGGCGGCGGAGAUAUCGGCGGAGUCGGAGGCCAGCUCCAAGAGGAAGGAGAGGAGGGGGUCCGUCAUGCCCAACCUCAAGUGCACCGACGCACAGACGGGGCUGAUGGGGAAGACGCUCCUCGAGUUCCAGCCCAACAAGAGCGACGUGCUUCCGCCUCACAAGUUUGGUACGCACGACGUGGUUGCCCUCAAGCCAAAUAAAGCAGAUGCUGGAUCCCCUGCUGUUGGGCAAGGUGUAGUUUAUCGCUUGAAGGUAUCUUACUCACAUCUAAGGGUUGUUGGUUAUUUAAGUCUUUGCAUUGUACUACGCAUACUGAUGGCAAUGUUGUGUUUGAACAAACAGGAUUCUUCCAUUACCGUCGUUUUUGAUGAUAUUCCUGAAGAUGGAUUAAAUAGCCCUCUCCGUCUUGAGAAGCUUGCGAAUGAGGUUACUUACCGCAGGAUGAAGGAUGCAUUAAUUCAACUUAGCAAGGGCAUCCAAGCAGGACCUUCUGCAAACCUUGUUCCUGUGUUAUUUGGAGAGAAUUCGCCUAUGCGUUCCAAAGACGCCAUGAAGUUCAGUCCGUUUAACAAGAAUUUGGAUGACUCACAGAAAGAUGCUAUCUCGAAGGCCCUCAGAUCAAGGGAUGCUUUUUUGCUUCAUGGACCUCCUGGAACUGGGAAGACAACAACCAUCAUUGAGAUAAUAUUGCAGGAGGUCAAGCGUGGAGCGAAAAUCCUUGCCUGUGCUGCUUCCAACAUUGCUGUUGAUAACAUUGUUGAGCGACUCUCACAGUACAGAACAAAAUUGGUGAGGUUAGGGCAUCCUGCCCGUUUACUACCGCAAGUAUUGGACAGUGCUCUUGAUGCACAGGUACUUCGAGCUGAUAAUAGCAGCUUGGCCGGAGAUAUUCGCAAGGAAAUGAAGGUGCUUAAUAGCAAAUUGCUGAAAGCUAAAGAUAGAAACACAAAAAGGGAUAUCAGGAAAGAGCUUAAAACCCUUGCCAAAGAGGAGCGAAAACGGCAGCAGCUUGCAGUUGCUGAUGUCAUAAAAAAUGCGGAUGUUGUGCUGUCGACUUUGACAGGUGCAUCUUCCAAAAAGAUAGCUGGCAUUACAUUUGAUUUGGUAAUUAUUGACGAGGCUGCUCAGGCACUUGAGGUGGCCUGUUGGAUAGCUCUAUUGAAGGGCCAAAGGUGCAUGCUUGCUGGAGACCAUCUUCAACUUCCUCCAACGAUCCAAAGUGUUGAGGCUGAGAAGAAGGGUAUGGGAAAGACACUCUUUGAACGCCUUACAGAAGGUUAUGGAGAGGAAAUCACAUCCAUGCUCACUAUCCAGUACAGGAUGCACGAGCUAAUUAUGAACUGGUCAUCAAAAGAACUUUACAAUAAUAAGAUCAAAGCGCACUCUAGUGUUGCUGGACAUAUGCUCUAUGAUCUUGAAGGAGUGAAUAAAUCUUCUUCAACAGAACCAACUAUUAUACUCGUUGACACUACAGGGUGUGACAUGGAAGAAGUGAAAGAUGAAGAGGAGAGCACCAUGAAUGAGGGCGAGGCUGCAGUAUCCAUUGCUCAUGCCAAGUUGCUUGUUGAGAGUGGUGUCCGUGCAAUUGAUAUUGGCAUUAUUACGCCAUAUUCUGCACAGGUGACCUGCCUGAAAAUGCUGAGAAAUAAAGAUGCUAAAUUGAAGGACUUGGAGAUAUCAACAGUUGAUGGAUUUCAGGGUAGGGAGAAAGAGGCCAUAAUCAUUACAAUGGUCAGAUCCAACCCAAAGAAAGAGGUCGGGUUCUUGAGCGAUCAUAGGCGGAUGAAUGUCGCCGUAACACGAGCCAGGCGGCAGUGCUGCAUAGUGUGCGACGCUGAGACCGUAAGCAAUGACAGAUUCCUGAAACGCCUGGUGGAGUACUUUGAGGAGAAUGGCGAGUACCUGAGCGCGUCGGAGUACCAGAGCGACUGACUGUGAUAGCAUAUGUCGACCGGGCGACCAUGGCAGAGAUGCCGGAAACAAGCAACUGAUGGCUCCACAACUGGAUAUUUUGGUGCAGAUCCCAUCCGAUGCAUAAUACAUUGCCACAGAUGACUACUGAAACCAAAAAGAUUUAAUUUGGGUUUCAAUUGUUUGUAUGCACAAAGAUUUGUAUGGAACUGGCCUGUGUUCCACUGAAACCAAAAUAACGCGGUAUAUGUUAAUGCUAGAAACAUUUACGUCAAGCUCAAUCCAAAUAAAUUGUAUUAGUUGUUCAUGUUCA